Epithele typhae is the source of this 894-nucleotide messenger RNA. RefSeq lists its product as uncharacterized. Bases 1 to 894 code for a protein of 297 amino acids. The transcript is spliced from 17 exons. NCBI's taxonomy places the organism in Eukaryota, Fungi, Basidiomycota, Agaricomycetes, Polyporales, Epitheliaceae. The record is from RefSeq and is a predicted model, not a curated record.
AUGAACUCCUCCCAGUCCAACCAAACAAGCACCGCAGGGACGAAGGCUGCACAAGUGCUAGUAUCUCACAUGAUGGGACCCGUUCUUCCGGCAACGUUCAUCGGGCUCGUGAGCGUGAACAUUCUCUAUACACUAUCGAGCCUUAUUUCCUUCACCGCUCAACUCUUCUUCACGCGGCGAGUAGGCCUCAUUUCUUCAAAGUUCAAAGCGGUUGCAACGAUAUGCGCAGUUUUGCUGACGGUCAAGAUGGUCGCAAGCAUAGUUUACAUGAGUCAAGGUCUCAUGCUCAGGCUUGUUAUCUCUCUAUAUACAUCCCUCCACCUCGCUUUGGGUUGUGCAACGGCGGUGGACGCUUUACUGGCUGCAUCGUACUUAUCCGUGAUCAUCAAGCACCCCGACAGCCGCAAGCGCGAAUCGUCUUGGAUAGCUAUCGUCACGAACUACGUCAUAAACACAGGCGAGUCGUCUUCGAGGGCCCUUAUAUUCUUGUUCAGCCUCGCCACCAUCAUCGUCGCCAGCAUCCCGACGGUGCGCUGGUGGUGGCGCGCCCUCGAGAUAGUGACCGCUCGACUGUACUCCAUCACCCUGCUCAGCAUCCUCAACUCGCGCCAGUUCGUCUUCAGCCGGCGCGUGGAGGUGCGCGGCGACGGCGCGCGCUUCGGGCGCGGGAUCGGCCUCCUCGCGCGCGCGACGCACCUCGCGACGGCGGAGCGCUGGGACGUCCCGCAGCUGCCCGCGGAGGCGGCGCCGGCGACGUUCGACAUCAAGGUCACGACGGGCACGGAGCGGUACGUCGACCCGCUCGAGGAGACGUCGGUCGGGGCCGUGUCCGAGGACGGCUUGGUGGGCAAGGGGGACGUCGAGGACAAGGAAGUGAGGGCGGGCGAGGUGUGA